Messenger RNA from Copidosoma floridanum, 330 nucleotides. RefSeq lists its product as uncharacterized. NCBI's taxonomy places the organism in Eukaryota, Metazoa, Arthropoda, Insecta, Hymenoptera, Encyrtidae. The record is from RefSeq and is a predicted model, not a curated record.
AUGGAUUCAGCUAUGCUUCUGGAGACUGUGAUUGUAAAGCUAAAUAAGUUGCUUGUUCCAACGGAACAAAAAUCAGUAUCAAAUAUUAUGUCUUCGAUUCUGUCAAAUGAAUUGUGUAAAAACAUUUCUUGGAUAGGUGUGAAAGAUACUGUCCCUUUUGGUACAUCUAACAUGGUUGGGUUGAUAGUUGAUCUUAUUCAAGAACAUCAUCAAAUUCAUAUAGAUGCUGUAAGGAAUCGAAUUGCCGAAUGGCUUCGAAGAUGCGGUGAUAGAAUAAAUAACGAAUUAAGGAGGAGACAGAAAAGAGUAGAACAAGGCUAUAGUCAAUAA